UCUAUCUGUGGCUACAGCUUUAAAUUUUUGAAAGGCCAGAAGGCGGUCAUUCAAUCCCAGAACUCAAUGCGGUGAAGAUGGCGGCGGUCUUGGAAAGGAGUUUUAUAGAGAUAUGUGGAUUUGAGAGGGAAACCCUACCAAGAUUCCGGGAGAUAACUGUAAACCUCGGUCUGAAUGCUCUUCCUGGCGGUGUAAAAUACCCGGACAGUGCAGGAGGCUUUCAUUAUGAGGAGAGUGGAAAACUCCUGUCCAUCACAAGCAACAGAUGCAUACACUGGUCCACCUCUGGGGACACAGUUCAGCUGGUGGAGCAGUCUCUGGACACCAACCUACUGAACAAUGCUGUUAAACUCAAGAUCACACACUGCCACCUGCUGCCUGGAGGUGUCCACAUCCAGGAGACCCUCAACAAUGUCAUCAUCCUCAUUGUCACCAAUCAGACCGUGCACCGGCUGGUGCUGCCACACCCCACACGCAUGUACCGCAGUGAGCUGGUGACCGAGCUCCAGAUGCAGUCUAUCUUCACAGACGUGGGGAAGCUGAGUCUUCAGGACCCAGCCCACAGCGCGGCGAUCCCCAGCCCCGUAGGCCAGACAGCAGGCCCCUCCGCCUCGGCAGCCUGGCUCAGCCACCAGGGAGAGGCCCACUAUGCCCUGGCAUCACCUGCUGGGGGCAUCCUGGUCAUCACACUGCCCCCACAUGACACACAGGGUAGCAUAACCAUUCUGGAGCUGAAGAGGAGCUCUGUAAUGCAGAGACUCGCUGGCUGGAUGCCAACUGCAAUCAGAGGUGAGCAGAGUCCUGGAGACUUGGCCCUGAGUCUGGCAGUAAGGGAACUGGAGGACGACACCUUCAUAUUCGCUCUGUGUCAGGACCAUAAACUACGCAUGUGGUCCUAUAGGGACCAGGUGUGUCUGAUGGAGACUGACAUGUUGGAGUACAUGCCAGCGUGCCGUGGCGUGAAGGGUUCCCCAGGGCAGGGCCAUCGGCUGCGGCUAGCCUUCUCCCCCUCUACGGGGCUGUGUCUGGCCGUAUACCUGGCUGUACCUUCCAGGGGACAGUUCACUGUUCUGCAGCUGGUGGCCACGGACAACAAUCGCUACAGCCUGGACCACAUCUCCUCUCUUUUUGCCACACAGGAGACACUGGUGGACUUUGCUCUGACCUCAACGGACAUCUGGGGCCUGUGGCUUGACGAUACCAACCAGACCGUGGUGAAAUACAUCAACUUUGAACAUUCCACGGCAGGUCAGUGGAACCAGGUUUUUGUGCAGCCUGCCCCCGAGGAGGAGGUCCACAUCGGCGCAGACCAGGACCCCAGGGAGACCUACCUGGACAUGCUGUUCUCCCCCCUGAGAUUCACUGCCUCUGCUAUAGUCAAAGCCUUACAGAUUUACAGGAGAGGCACAGAGCGAAUCGCUGACCUCCCCUGGGAGACCCUCAAGAAAGAAGUGACGGUGGCGGUGGAGAACGAGCUGCAGAGCAGUGUGACAGAGUUUGAGUUUAGCCAGGAGGAGUACAGGCAGCUGCAAGUGGAGUUCUGGUCUAAAUUCUACGCCUGCUGUCUGCAGUACCAGGAGGCUCUGGCCACUCCGCUCGGCCUACUGCUCAACCCACACACACACAUGGUCUGUUUGCUCAAGAAGGGCUUUGUGUCAUUCCUGCUGCCCUGCUUUGCUGUGGACCACAUGUACCUGUCCUUUGACGAGUACCUGUUCUCAGAGGAGGAUACGCCUGUCAGUGAAGACCCAGAAGUUGCUCGUGACGUGAUGCAGCUGGUGCAGUGUCUGAGGCUGGUGAGUGACGCGGUUCCGGGGGACAUGGCCUAUGAGAUGGAGAAGGCCCUGGAACAUUUACAGUCACCUGAGAGGGCUGCAGAGAUGGUGCUGGAGAACCUACUGGCCAAUGACAAUGAGAAUGUGAUCGAGGACAUUCAGAACAAGCUGCAGGACAUCCGUAACCCGGUGUCGGCCAUGGCUGCACUGAUCAGAGAGAUGGACCUGGAGACGGACUCCGAGCCAGGAGGAGAGGGACCUCUCACCACAGCAGGCCUGUCAGUGCGUAUUAGUCUGUCCCAACUGUAUGGCAGCAGUGUGGCAGUGGCUGUUAUCUGUCAGGCUGUCUGCCAGAUGGCCAUGACCAGAGUCCUGUUCUGUAGGGACCUACUCAUACUGCAGCAGCUCUACCUACGCCUCGGAGACAAUGUGUUCCUGGCUGGAGGGGAUCAGCUGCUCCAGCUACAACAGGACCUAAUCCCCCGCUCCUCUCACCUGCUCUCCUCCUACUAUCUCCUCAAACACAUCAGCCAGAGCCUGGCCACUGCCGUGCCCCUCGACAUUAUAGAUGCCAACCUGCAGCACCUUUCAGUCUUAGAGCUGUCUGAUUCUCCAGCCCUGGCCAGCAACAGAUCAGUGUUGAGCCCUCAGACGGUGGUGGAGCUGUUCUACCAGAGCGUAGCGCGGAAGGCCAUCGUCACCCAGAUCUACUCCCAGCAGCAGAGCACGGCUCUACUCCACUGGCCCCAAAUGGUCUCCAGCGUGGUCACCUUGCUGGCUCAGCAACUUUGGCCUAACAAUCCAGGCUUCCAGUUCCCUGAAUGUCUGAUGGGCAACUGCCAGUACACACAACUGCAGGAGUAUGUGCGUCUCAUUGGGCCCUGGUGUCAGGUGAACGUGGGCUCCUGCCGCUUCAUGCUGGGCCAGUGUUACCUGGCCAACGGAGAGGGACAGAAGGCACUGCAGUGUUUUCAGGAGGCAGCGACAGAGGUGGAGAAAGAGGAGUUUCUGCUGAGAUUGACAGGAGCUGAGGAGGAGGAGGUCACAGCCGCCUCAAGACUACAGUACUACAACAAGGUGUUGCGAUUACUGGAGGAUGUUGGUCUACCAGAGCUGGUCAUCCAUCUAGCCACUCUGGCCAUAACGGAGGCCGUCAACGACCCCAGGAGUCAGGCUGCCCUGUGGACCCGCAUCUUCAAGCACCACCUGGACCUGGGACACAACAGCCAAGCCUACGAAGCCCUCACACAGAACCCUGACUCCAGCAGGCAGUUGGACUGUCUGCGUCAGCUGGUGGUGGUUCUUUGUGAACGCUCUCAACUUCAGGAUCUGGUCCAGUUCUCCUACGUCAACCUGCACGACGAGGUGGUCGGCAUCAUAGAGUCCAGGGCCAGAGCAGUGGACCUGAUGUCUCACAACUACUACGAGCUGCUCUACGCCUUCCACAUCAACAGACACAACUACAGGAAAGCGGGUACAGUGAUGUUUGAGUACGGCAUGCGUCUGGGCAGGGAGGUGAGGACCCAGCUAGGUCUCCAGAAACAGGUUAACUGUUACCUGGCCUCCCUCAACUGUCUACGACUCAUCAGACCUGACUACGCCUGGAUCGUACAGCCGUCCUCUGGCGCGGUGUAUGAGAGGCCUGGCGCGUCACCGAAGAGGAACUACGACGGAGAGUUUGCUACUGGUCCAGUGAGUGGUCAGAUCGACAUCCUGGAGCUGAAGGACCUUCAGAAGGAGUACACCCUGGCCCGUAGCCGCCUCAACCUGGCUCAGCACCACCCGCCGUCCGCUGCCAUCGCAGGCAGUGCCUCUGCAGUAGAGAUGGUGUCCCUGCUGGUUCAAACAGGACUGUUUGACUGUGCCCUCUCACUAUGCCAGACCUUCAAACUGUCCCUCACACCCAUCUUCGAGGGGCUCGCCUUCAAGUGUAUAAAGUUACAGUACGGUGGAGAGGAGAGUCAGAAUGAAGCCUGGAACUGGCUGGCUGCCAAUCAGCUGUCUACCAUCAUCACAACCAAAGAGUCAAGUGCGACAGAUGAGGCUUGGCGCCUGCUGGCCUCCUACCUGGAGAAGCACCCCACACAGAAUGCUCAGCACCAUCGCUGUGUCAUCAACAAGCUGCUGUCACACGGUGUACCAUUGCCGGACUGGAUGGUCAACACCUACAAGGGCGUGGACGCUGCAGCGUUGUUACGGCUCUACCUGAACUAUGACCUGCUGGAGGAAGCAGCUGAGCUGGUGUUGGAGUACGUAGAUGCUCUCCUGGGGAAGGGACACCAGUACUUCGGCAUUGAGAGGCCCCUCUCUGCUACAGCAUCAUUGGUGUGGCUCCCAUACACUUCCAUCGACCAGCUUCUUCAGGCGCUCAACGAGACCCAGACUAAUGCCAGUAUAUACAACAAACUGCAGGACAAGCUGAAUGACUACCACAAACUGGUGGACCAGACAACAAGGCGAAGACUCCAGGCCCAGUAGCACCUCAGUCAGAACACAGGCUCAAUCUCAAUUAAUCUUUCCUCCUCACCUUAACCGUAUUGGAAAGAAUGUGAUGAAUCAAGGGAAGACUAAUUGAAAGAGCCAUAGCACUGCCCCUCCAUAUGGUGCGCUUACUGUCAUGACUCUGGAAGAAGAUAAAUACACCUAUUUUUGUAUUAAGGUUCAAAUAAACACUUUGUAUGAACCUCACCAGAUUGAGUUCAGGAAAAGAGUGCAUCUUACCUGCUUGUUGCUCAAAUGUACUGUAUAUAUUGUCUGAGUUCCAACUAACAAUUCAAGGUGUUUUCACCUCUGGAGACAAUGUAUUUUUUACAUUGUAAUCAUAUUGAAACAUGUUCUUUUGUACUUUGCUGCCUGUGAACUUUUACAAUCAUGUUUGUUGUAAAUUGUAAUGCAAUUAAAGUUUUCCUUGGUAUUGAGAA
Oncorhynchus mykiss (rainbow trout) is the source of this 4696-nucleotide messenger RNA. RefSeq names its product nucleoporin 160 (gene nup160). Gene Ontology annotation, molecular function: structural constituent of nuclear pore. Gene Ontology annotation, cellular component: nuclear pore. The record is from RefSeq and is a predicted model, not a curated record. NCBI's taxonomy places the organism in Eukaryota, Metazoa, Chordata, Actinopteri, Salmoniformes, Salmonidae.